AUGUCGGCUCGGCGCGGCGCUCCCGGCGGCCAACGGCAUCCCCGUCCGUAUGCCGUUGAGCCGACUGUUGAUAUCAAUGGGUUGGUGUUGCCGGCGGAUAUGAGUGAUGAGUUGAAAGGGCUUAACGUGGGAAUUGAUGAGAAAACUAUCGAGUCAUUGGAAUCCACACGACGCAUGUUGGCUCUCUGCGAAGAGAGUAAGGAGGCCGGUAUCAAGACUUUGGUCAUGCUUGACGAUCAAGGAGAACAACUCGAGCGUUGCGAAGGUGCACUUGACACCAUCAACACAGACAUGAAAGAGGCUGAAGACCAUUUGAAAGGAAUGGAGAAAUGCUGCGGUCUGUGCGUCUUGCCAUGGAAUAAGACGGACGAUUUCGAGAAGAAUUCGGAAUAUGCAAAGGCUUGGAAGAAGGACGACGAUGGAGGUGUGAUCUCGGAUCAACCGAGGAUCACUGUUGGAGAUCCAACUAUGGGACCUCAGGGAGGUUAUAUUACCAAAAUUACGAAUGAUGCUCGAGAAGACGAAAUGGAUGAGAACAUUCAGCAAGUGUCGACUAUGGUUGGAAACUUGCGUAACAUGGCCAUCGAUAUGAGUACUGAGGUGUCCAACCAGAACAGACAACUCGACAGAAUUCAUGAUAAGGCUCAAUCAAACGAAGUCCGUGUGGAGUCUGCCAACAAGCGUGCAAAGAAUCUCAUCACAAAAUAA
This is a messenger RNA of Caenorhabditis remanei, 708 nucleotides long. RefSeq lists its product as uncharacterized. Gene Ontology annotation, biological process: exocytosis; synaptic vesicle priming; synaptic vesicle fusion to presynaptic active zone membrane. Gene Ontology annotation, cellular component: SNARE complex; plasma membrane. The record is from RefSeq and is a predicted model, not a curated record. Lineage: Eukaryota; Metazoa; Nematoda; Chromadorea; Rhabditida; Rhabditidae. Bases 1 to 708 code for a protein of 235 amino acids. The transcript has 5 exons. Gene Ontology annotation, molecular function: SNAP receptor activity; syntaxin binding.